Lasiodiplodia theobromae is the source of this 1026-nucleotide messenger RNA. RefSeq names its product S-adenosylmethionine-dependent methyltransferase. NCBI's taxonomy places the organism in Eukaryota, Fungi, Ascomycota, Dothideomycetes, Botryosphaeriales, Botryosphaeriaceae. Gene Ontology annotation, molecular function: methyltransferase activity; nucleic acid binding. Bases 1 to 1026 code for a protein of 341 amino acids. The record is from RefSeq and is a predicted model, not a curated record. Gene Ontology annotation, biological process: methylation. Gene Ontology annotation, cellular component: mitochondrion. The transcript is spliced from 2 exons.
AUGCCACGCAUCCCGCAUCGCCUGCUACGGCACGCACGACGCGCCCACGAGCUCCUCCCCAGCCUCCUGCUCGCCUGUCGCGACAUCGCCUCUGCUCGCAACGAGCUGCGCUGGCUGAGCGAGCAUGCCGUAACCGUGGCCCCCGCCUCCUGGCGCGCGCGCCUGCGCGCCAUGGUCCUUGACCGCUCCGCCGGCCGGCCGCUGCAGUACAUUCUCGGCACAGAGUAUUUCGGCGACUUGGAGAUUGCCUGCCGGCCGGGCGUGCUCAUUCCAAGGCAAGAAACUGCGGCUUCCGUUACCUAUCUCACCGAGCGCCUCUCCUCGGCCGGCCUCCCUGAACGACUGCGCACCCUCGACCUUUGCACCGGCACCGGCUGCAUCCCACUUCUCUUCGAAGACCUGCUUGCCGGCGUCCCGGAUAUCCGCUUGCUUGGCAUCGACGUCUCGCCGCGAUGCGUGAGCCUGUCUAGGCACAAUGCGCGCCGUUGCGGGUCGAGGCGAACGAGCUUCGCACUGGCCGAUGUCUUAUCGGGGGGCAUGGCUGGCCAGAGCUCCGUGCCUCCUCCUCUCAUGACUCUGCUACGGGAGAGAAACAUGCUCAACUGGGACGUCCUCAUAUCCAAUCCCCCCUACAUCUCCCCCCAAGCCUUCGUCCGCACCACCACCCGCUCGGUGCGGAACUACGAACCAAAGCUGGCCUUGGUGCCUCCCGUCUCGCCGAACGAAAGCUUGGACAGCGGGGACCUGUUCUACCCGCGGCUCCUGGAAAUUGCGGAUCAGGUCCAGGCCAAGGUCGUCUUGUUCGAGGUCGCUGACAUGGACCAAGCACUCCGCGUUGCUCGUAUGGCCGAAUCAACACACUCCUGGCACACGAUUGAGAUCUGGAGAGAUGAGCCCCAAGGCAAGGACCUCAACUCCAAACAAAUCGUUGACGAUAUCCAUGGCUUCCGCACUCUGGGCUGUGGGAAUGGCCGCAGCGUUGUUUGCUGGAGGCACGAAGCCUCGCAAUGGUCCAAUACCAGAUAG